Molecule: messenger RNA, 693 nt
Organism: Clonostachys byssicola
Lineage: Eukaryota; Fungi; Ascomycota; Sordariomycetes; Hypocreales; Bionectriaceae
Source: the annotation of a GenBank genome assembly
AUGGCCGCUGCCACCAACUCUUUGGUCCCCGCUCAACGCUUCGCGGCGCCAACUCAAAUGCCAAUUAUGCCAGACAUGAUGGCCCCUAUCAUCAUCACCAGCGAGCCGGUCAAGCAGGCUUAUGAAGACACGACUCUGAUCGUAGAUUCGACACCAUAUACCCCGCGCACGGUGGCCCAAUGGCCUACCAAAACAAUCAACGGGUCGACCCCAGCCACUGUUGAGAUCUCAACUGAAUACCAGAGCCUGGAAUCGGCUUCCCCGGGAGCCUACGCCACCUAUACCAAGCCCCCAAUGCCCACCAUCUUCCGAUACGAGUUCAUCCUCCACAAGGCCGAGAAGUCACAGAAGGAAGACUACCCAUCCGAGGAAGAAGAUGAUAUCCAUCUCCGCAACAAACUCGCUGCUGCUAAGUGUCGACGUAAGAAUCAGGACGAAGCUGAUGGCCUGGAGGCCUUGUCACGGGAUAUUGAGCCCAAGAACCAUUACUACCUGAUCCAGACCAAGACCGAGAGGCGUGAUGAUGUGUACUACCUUAAGAACGAGAUACUUCACCGCUCCGAGUGUGACUCGGACCUCAUCCAGGACUAUCUCCUCGAUGAAGCUGAUUAUGAAGCGAAGAAAGGUACGACCAAAACCAUUUCCCAGCGCACCGGCACUGGCAAGAUGCCGCGAACUCUGAAGAUUGCCUAG